AGGAAUGGGUGCAAAUGUUCUCAUUCAGUCGGUAAAUAUUAGAUGUAUGCAUCCUCAACACAGUUGAGUAACUGCAUGGGAGUUCAGAGUCCCAUUGUAUCUUUGACCUUUUGUAGAUUCUCUAGAAAGUUUAAGCUCUCCCUUGUAUUUUAGCACUUUUCUAAAAAAAAAAUGGCAGUAUAAGUCUACUUCAGUAUAUAUAGAAAGGAACGGAAGAGUUUAAUCAGUCUUGUGUCAAGCUUAAGACCGACUGACCAAUUUGUUUUUUAAAAACUCUUUCCCUACUAAAUUCCCAUUCUUAUGUGGAUCUGAUACUCCGAAAAUGGAACAACACUUUUUUGCUUUGUGGUUGCUCUUUCCCUUAUUGACAGGAUUAGCAGAACCAGCUAUCCCAGAGGAUGGCAUCGAGAUCUACAGCAUUCAUGCGGACUGCAAAGUUACAUCAAGGUUUGUUCACACCACCAUCACCAGCAAAGUUGUUAACCGAGCUGAAGAGUCCAAGGAAGCUGUUUUUGAAGUGGAGUUGCCCAAGACAGCCUUCAUCACAAACUUUAGCAUGACCAUAGAUGGAAAAACAUAUCCUGGAAUAAUCAAAGAAAAGAAAUCAGCCCAAGAGCAAUAUGAUGCUGCUGUUUCACAAGGGCAAAGUGCUGGAUUGGUCAAAUCAACCGGAAGAAAAUUAGAACAGUUUCAAGUUAAAGUCAACCUUGCAGCAGCUGCCAAGGUUACCUUUGAGCUGGUCUAUGAGGAGCUGCUAAAACGGAAGCUGGGAAAGUAUGAACUGCUAAUUAAGGUCAAACCCAAACAGCUGGUUAAUCACUUCCAGAUCGAUGUCCAUAUCUUUGAACCACAGGGUAUAAGUUUCUUAGAGACUGAAAGCACGUUCAUGACCAAUGACCUGAAUGACGCCCUCACAAAAGUGCAGAAUGAGACCAAGGCUCAUAUUUCAUUUAAACCAACUUUAACUCAACAAAGAAAAAGCCCCGAACUGGAGGAAACUCUGCUGGAUGGAGAUUUUCUCAUCCGCUAUGAUGUUAAAAGGAGUGCUACUGCAGGUGACAUACAGAUUGUGAAUGGGUAUUUUGUGCAUUAUUUUGCUCCCAGUCAAAUGUCAACAUUUCCCAAAAACAUCAUCUUUGUUAUAGAUAAAAGUGGUUCUAUGUUUGGCAAGAAAAUCCAGCAGACAAAGGAAGCCCUGCAAAAGAUUUUAGAUGAUCUGAACCCUGAGGAUCAUUUUAACCUGGUUGUCUUUAGUGGACAUAUUUCUGAGUGGCAGCCAUCUCUGUUGAUAGCCAGAGAAGAGAACGUGGAACUGGCUAAACAAUAUGUUCGUACUAUUUCAGCACAGGGAGGAACAGAUAUAAAUGGUGCACUUCUAGCUGCAAUAAAUUCACUGGACAAAGCCACUUCUGCUGAAUUGUUGCCAGAGCAAAGUAUUUCAAUGAUUGUGUUGCUGACAGAUGGUCAACCUACUGUUGGUGAAAUAAAUGUCAGGAGUAUUGAAACAAACAUAAAGAGGGCUAAUGAUGGAAAAUACUUCCUCUUCUGCCUUGGAUUUGGUUUUGAUGUCAGCUAUACAUUCCUGGAGAAACUGGCCUUGGAGAACCGAGGCAUUGCUCGUCGUAUAUAUGAGGACUCGGAUGCAGCCUUGCAGCUCCAGGACUUUUACCAGGAGGUUGCUACUCCCAUCCUAAAGGAAAUUGCAAUGACGUACCCAGACAAUGCAGCCCUGGAGAUCACACGGAACAAUUUCAAGGUGCUCUUUGAGGGCUCAGAAAUUGUCGUAGCUGGAAAACUUAGUAAUGAAGUUGAUGUUCUUCCUGUGGAAAUUAAAGCUCAGGCACUUUCCAGUUACCUGACUCUUAAGGAAGAUGCAAAUGUAACAGAAAAGGAGCAAAUAUUUCAACAUCAGGAAUACAUAUUUGGAGACUUCAUAGAGAGACUGUGGGCCUACCUAACGAUUCAACAACUAUUAGAACAAUCUGUUUUAGUUAAAGAAGAAGAGCAGAAAACCCUGGAAACCAAAGCUUUGAACCUCUCUUUGAAGUUUAACUUUGUUACCCCUCUAACUUCCAUGGUGGUCACUAAACCUGAAGCUGAAGAAGUGGCAAACAAACCUACAGAAGCAGAUAAUGAGAAACUCGGAAGACAUGGAAUUCCAGUGUAUGCCACAUCAGGAUCCAGCCAGUCAGCGCAUCAUUUCAGAGGAGGAGGUGUCUUGGGUCUUCCUUUCCGAAACAUGCAUAAUCCAGCAUUUCCCAUAGGUGUCUUGGGUCUUCCUUUCCGAAACAUGCAUAAUCCAGUCUAUGGUGGCACCUUGAGAUUGCCUUCUAUUUCAAUCCAUUUAUCAUAUCCACAUUUCAUCUUGCAACUGCCUAGUGAAAAUGAUACCAUUUGCUUAAUUAUCAACGGACAGCCAGAAAUACCCAUGAACUUGUUAUCUGAUCCUGGAAAAGGAAUCCAGGUGACUGGCAAACUUGGAAAAGGAGGACAAUUUGAGCAGUUUGAAAUAGUCUAUCUAAAGCCUGAAAUGCGAAUCAGCAUCUCAAAAGAUGAAAUUGUCACGAAUGUAAAAUGGAAUGCAACUAUGCUUCCAUUGACAACUACACUUCAAUGGACAUUCAACACAUCUUACAUGCCGAUCCAGGGGGUGAAAAUUAGAAUUGACAAAGAAAAGAGUCUUUUGAUAUCGGGAAUGGGAAUCACAAUAAAAAUAUCCUUUGUGAAGCUUUCUGAACGUUUUCUUGGACUAUACAUCACUGAUGGUCAUUUCUCUGAACAAGUCACUGGAGUUCUUGGUCAGUUUUAUUUUAAUACAUAUUUCGUAAAAGUAUCAAAUUCCAGACUGAGGAAAUCAAUAAUGGUACAAGGACAAAGAUACGAAGCCUUCAGACAAAAUAAGAAAGACUACAGGACAGAGUCGUCUGCUGCUGUUGUUUCCUGUUGGACCUUAGAUCUCAAUCCUUGAGUGUUUUCCCAGCAGCAAAAAUCAUGGAAUUUAAAAUACCACUUUAUGUAUUAUUGUGCUGAUAGUUUAAUUUUCUUCAACUUUAUUUUUCAUGUUUAAAUAUUUUUAGAAAUGUCCCAUGAGAACCAGAAUAAUGAAUUCCAUAAGACUAAGGAACAAAAACGCCUACACAGAAUCCCAGCAUGUGGUGCGGUUAAUAAAAUGAUUUCUCAAAUCUA
This is a messenger RNA of Anolis sagrei ordinatus, 3186 nucleotides long. The record is from RefSeq and is a predicted model, not a curated record. NCBI's taxonomy places the organism in Eukaryota, Metazoa, Chordata, Lepidosauria, Squamata, Anolidae.